Messenger RNA from Vicugna pacos (alpaca), 1253 nucleotides. Its product is annotated as haptoglobin. Gene Ontology annotation, molecular function: hemoglobin binding; serine-type endopeptidase activity. Gene Ontology annotation, cellular component: extracellular region; blood microparticle. Gene Ontology annotation, biological process: zymogen activation. Lineage: Eukaryota; Metazoa; Chordata; Mammalia; Artiodactyla; Camelidae. The record is from RefSeq and is a predicted model, not a curated record.
GCGAGGGGUGUACGCAUGAGUGCGUGCAGGCGUGUGCAUGCAGUGAAGCGGGGAGACGAGCUGUGCACUACUUCCUGUUUUCUCUGCAGUUCCCUGGGAGCUGUCAUUGCCCUCCUGCUCUGCGGACAGCUCUUCGCAGUGGAAAACGGCAAUGAGACUGCAGAUGCCACAGGUGACCACUGCCCAAAGGCUCCUGAGAUUGCAAAUGGCUACGUGGAGCACUUAAUUCGCUAUGGGUGUAAGACCUACUAUAAACUGCGCUCUGAAGGAGAUGGAGUGUACGUCUUAAACAGUCAGAAGCAGUGGACAAAUAAAAACGUUGGGGAGAAACUCCCUGAAUGCGAAGCAGUAUGUGGAAAGCCCAAACAUCCAGUGAAUCAGGUGCAGCGGAUCAUGGGUGGCUUGCUAGAUGCCAAAGGCAGCUUUCCAUGGCAGGCCAAGAUGGUCUCCCACCAUAAUCUCAUCUCGGGGGCCACGCUGAUCAAUGAGCAAUGGCUGCUGACCACGGCUAAAAAUCUCUUCCUGGGUCACAAAAAUCAUACAAAAGCAAAAGACAUUGCUCCAACUCUAAGACUCUAUGUGGGGAAAAAACAGCAAGUGGAGGUCGAGAAGGUGGUUCUCCACCCUAACUACUCCAACAUAGACAUUGGGCUCAUCAAACUCAGAGAGAAGGUGCCCAUUGAUGAGAAAGUAAUGCCCAUUUGCCUACCUUCGAAAGAUUAUGCCCAAGUAGGCCGUAUAGGUUACGUGUCUGGCUGGGGGCGAAAUGCCAACUUCAAUUUUACUGAGCAUCUGAAGUAUGUCAUGCUGCCCGUGGCUGAGCAAGACAAAUGUGUAAAGCACUAUGAAGGCAGCACAGUGCCCGAAAAGAAGACAAAAAUUAGCCCUGUAGGAGUGCAGCCCAUACUGAACCAGCACACCUUCUGUGCUGGCCUGUCCAAGUAUCAGGAAGACACCUGCUACGGCGAUGCCGGCAGCGCCUUUGCAGUUCACGAUGAGGCUGAAGACACCUGGUAUGCGGCCGGGAUCCUGAGCUUUGACAAGAGCUGCGCUGUGGCCGAGUACAGUGUGUAUGUGAAGGUGCCCGCCAUUCUGGACUGGGUUCAGACAACCAUAGCUGACAACUAACGCAGGGCAGGCUGGAAGGACAAGGGAAAACUGGACAGCAGUGGAAGGGACGAAACGUGGUGUGUGGCUGAUGGUUUGCAGCCCUGCACUGCUGGGUCAAUCAAUAAAGAGCUGCCUUUGACUCA